ACUGUGCGUUUCUGUGUGGGUGUACGGUCCACCUCAAGAAAAGCUGUAGGGUAUUAAUCAGAUACAUAUUUAGAUUUAUAUGAGGACAAGCAGCAGUGUUCACAAUGACUCCAAUUAAAAUAUCUCAAGUUUUGAAGAUUCAGGAAAAGGCCCAGUGCUUUCUACAUCAAGCCAUAGCAAAUGAACGUUCCCGACGGUGGAAGAAGGUUGUAGAUAAUUAUUCCGACUUGUUUAGAUUACUCGACAGAAGAAGUCUCCCAGUUACUUUUAAGCCUGGGCCACACUAUGCACAACUGCUGUAUGAGUGCUAUUUCCAUUCAGGGAUGGCUUUCCAAAGUCUGAAUCAACACAAAGAAGCUGUUCACCAGUACACCAAAGCAAUCCAAAGUGUAUCAGUACCAAAGAAUGGCUGUCUGUCUGGCUGUCAUUCCAGUUCCUGCCUUCACACGCCAUUAUUUACAAGGAGAGCAUAUGCAUAUGCAAAAUGUGGGGAAUUGAAGAAUGCCCUGAAAGAUGCUGAAAAGGCUGUCGUUUUAGACAGUUUCAAUCCUGCUGUUUACUGUGUAAGAGCUCUGGUCUUCAGUACUAUGGGAGAAAUGAAGAGGGCUGUGCUGGAUUUAAACUGUGCUCUUAAACUCAACCCUUCACUUGCCUGUGCACUGAUAUUACGAGGGACACUCACAGGACUAUUAGCAGAAGGCAGUUGGAAUGCAUUUGAUAUGAAGAACAAAGAUCACAAGAAGGCUCUGGAAAUGCAUCAGGACGCAAAUGUUUUCCAGGAUUUGGCGGAUUUCAAAAGCCCACAAAUCGGUGAAUUCUACAACAGGUUCUUGUGGUGUCUGAAUGUUCCCCACACUGUGAUUGAGGUGGAUUUCUUGUCUGGAUCGUCUUUCAAUGCCAGCCUCCCAGGAAGACCCAACGGAACACCUUCUGCUUCAGUAUUAAACAAUACUCCAAAAAAUAGCUACAUUCAAAGCCAGCAGAGGGACCCAUUUCGCUGUGGCACACCUGCCUGUUACCGUGACGACAGUAGACUGGAAAGAAGAUCAGCUUACGGAUCAGCACUGAGGAAGUAUUCAGCAGACAUGAAAGAUACUGGGAUAUCUGCCAGAAUUCUUCAGUUGACCAAGAGUGCUGUUGCUUGGUCUGAACGGAGGGCGGCUUCAGCUUCUGCUCACAUGGAAUUUCAGAGCAACACAAAACCAAAAUCUGUGGCAUCUUUAAGAAGGAGAACCGGCUCUUCCGUGCUGCAACUAAGGAAACAGGAAGUUCAAUCAAAGAUAUUAUCUGAAGUGGGCAUAACAGUUUUUCAAGCUAUAAAUCUCUGUGAUGCUCCAAGGAUGUAUUAUAAACCUUGGAAAGGAGAUAAACUUCCAGUUACUGAGUUGCCUAUAAAGCCACCAUUGAAAGUGUUUAAAGUAUAAAUAUUCUUCAUACAAUAGAGAUGAAACACCAAGGCAACUAUGAAAACUAGACAGGAGAAAUAGCUAUGAACUGGAAAUGCUACUGUGAAAUCAUUGUUUUAAGAGAAAACUAAUGGUCUGAGCAAUUACUUGUAGACAGAAAUGUUGGAAUUUUGCUCUUUUGUUCAUUGCUAAAUAUGGUCUGCAGUGUCCUAUAUACUGUAUUGUUCUAUAUAUCUAUGUAGAAAGUUUUGACCUUUAUUAGUGCACACUGAAAAAUAAAUCAACUCUGUGUAACAACUA
Messenger RNA from Acipenser ruthenus (sterlet), 1706 nucleotides. RefSeq lists its product as uncharacterized. Gene Ontology annotation, molecular function: protein binding. Bases 105 to 1424 code for a protein of 439 amino acids. The record is from RefSeq and is a predicted model, not a curated record. The transcript is spliced from 13 exons. NCBI's taxonomy places the organism in Eukaryota, Metazoa, Chordata, Actinopteri, Acipenseriformes, Acipenseridae.